Molecule: messenger RNA, 180 nt
Organism: Dovyalis caffra
Lineage: Eukaryota; Viridiplantae; Streptophyta; Magnoliopsida; Malpighiales; Salicaceae
Source: the annotation of a GenBank genome assembly
AUGAGCAAAUCACUACCGUUGGAUCAUAACAGGGGGAGGCCCACAGCUGAUACUACUGUAAUGAACGGUUGUGAUCCAAUUAUUGGCAGGCCAAAGAAAUACAGGAUGAUCAGGAUGCGUGAUAGCCGAAUACGAAUUGUUGAAGGUGGGGAUGACAAAGACGAUAAAGCUGAUGCCUAA